Messenger RNA from Cinara cedri, 3477 nucleotides. The record is from the annotation of a GenBank genome assembly. Lineage: Eukaryota; Metazoa; Arthropoda; Insecta; Hemiptera; Aphididae.
AUUUGAAUCAUGAUUAAAUUGUGAAUUCUUCCAUUUUGUGCAUUUUUGUUCGUGUACAAAACAGAUAGUUAAUGAUUUGAAUUCAUAUAUUAAUUUUAAAAUAUAAUAAUAAUGUUUGAAUAUUCAUAAUUUGUAUUACAACAAUUGAAAAGUGAACUUUCUAUUUCCAUUUAAAUUCAUUUACUUUUAACUUAUUUCUGUAGUUUUCUUUAUUAAUAAUGAGUAAAAGACCUAGAACAGAAUCAUUAGAUGGCCAAGAGGACAUUUGGGGUGCAGAUUUCACAUUUGACGAAGUGAACUCAAUCAACAAUAUUGAAACGCUAGCAUCACAAUCACACUUUGCUGGUAAGUUACCCAACGUUAAAUUCCCAUAGUGUGUAAGUAAUAUAAGUAUUUAUAAACGGCUUGUAUACAAUGUUUUAGUUCCAUCGGCUAAUCCAGCUUAUUUAAAUAACACUAGUGAACAAAAUGACAAUCAAAUGCGAGAAGGGGAAAUUAAAAAUUUAAAAAUGAAAAUAAAACAAUUGGAAAUUCAAUUAAGCAAUGUAAAACAUGAAAAAAGUGAUAAAUUUAAAACCAUGGAAAAAAUGAUUGAUUGUAAAGAUACAGAGCUUAAAUUUCAGGUUAGUUGCAUAAUAAUUUGUAUAAACUUUUUAAUUACUUUUAUUAUUUUGAAUAGAAACAAGAAUUAACAGCUCUUAAAAAUAAGAUUAAGGAAAUGAAUAUUAAUGUAAGCAAAAUUGCUCCCCAGAAAAAUGUGUCAUUUAGUUGUAUGAAAACAGAAAGCAACUCAAAAUUAUUGUAAUAUAUUUUAAAAUAGAAAAAAAUUCCAUAAUUGUUUUUAAUUUUUUCUUAUUAUUAAGACAUAAUGCUUCAGAACAUGGUCUAAAAAAAAAUAUUUCAACUCAAACCAUUACCAAUCAACAUAGUGUAACAAGAAGUGAUUUUCCAGAAACAAAUAAACCCUAUGAAAAAUUGAAAAAGUACUUGUAUACUGACUUAAUUGUUAAUCAAGACAAUGCAAAUGGUAAUAAAAAUAAUUUUAAAUGACUAUAAAUCAUCUAAUUAAAAUGAAACAUUUUUAUUUACAUUCUAUUAGAAGUAAAAAAAUUGAGUACAAUACAAGAAUGUUAUUUAAUUUUAGCCAAUUUGAUGGUUUUAGAAACAUUUGAAGAAAAUAAAUCUUACUCUUUAAUUAAAUUGGUAAACUAUACUAAUAAUUUUACUAAAUUGAUACAUUUUAAAUUUGUUUUAAAUUUUUAUAGUUGUUUGAUAACUGUCAACAUAUUUUAGAAUCGACUAUUAAAACACUCCAAGAGACAAUUGAUGAUACUGAUUUUGUUAAAAGAGAAAAACAAUUAAUUUAUAGCUACUUAAAUUUAAAUAAACAAUGCUCAAAAAUUAGUUCUUUAACGUAUACACAUUAAUUUUAUAUUUUAAUUUCUAAUUAAUAUCAUAUAUUAUAUUAAUGUUUAUAAUAUUUAUUUUUCAGGUUUGAUUUACAAUUUGCUCAUUUAUUAGAGUGCAUAUCAGUAUUAACUACUAUUUCUAAUCUUGUUCCAAAAAUUGUUAUGAACCACACAGUAAAUAUAUUUCGAACAUUUGUUAACUUUUUACAAAUAAUUGGUGUACAAGUAAUUAUUUGUUAAAAAUAAUUUGAUUUGGUUGUCUUAUAAGUAAUUUUAUUUUUCAUAGAGUCGUACUAUGGAAUAUGUUUCUGUAAUUAAAUCACUUAUAAAGUUUAUAACAAAUUUAUGUAAUUGUAAUUGGGAUAUAUCAAAAAAAAAGUAAGUUUAAUAAAAAAACAAGUUAAUAUAUAUAUGUAUAUGUAUAAUUGUGUUGUUUUAAUAUUAUACUUACUUUAGACAGUUGGACAUAUUUGAUAUAAUAAAAGAAAUAGUAUUUUGUCGUCCUUGUAUUGACAUUGUACAAGAGUUAAUACAUUUAUUCAGCAAAAUUGCUAUAUACACAGAGAUAACAGAUAGUCUGUGUCAAUUAUCUUGUAAGUUAAGAAGUUAAAUAUAAUUAAAUUACAUAAAAUUAAAUAAUUAAAUAAUAUUUAAAAUUAACAAAGUCAUUCAGCUAUUUAUAGACAUUUUAAUUUUUCGAGUUUUUUUACAUAAUUUUUAUUUGCUAGGUAUUUUGUGGAUAAAAUUAUUAAACUUAACAUCAAUGCUAAAAAAUUGGGUUUUAUGUAGUAUUUUGAUGAAAAUCAUCAAUAUUAUAGUCUUUUUAAAAAAUGUAUAGCAUAACUUUGCUCUAAGUCAGUUUUCAUUAGCAUUGUUUUAUUACUGAUAUAAAUUAAAUAACUUGAUGUAUCCUAUCUUCUUAAUUUCUCACCUACAAUUGUAGCACACCAUCCCAGUAUCAGCACUUUUAUAUAUUAUAUAAUAAUUAAAAUUGUCUUUAACAAAUAUUGUUGAGUAAAAAAAAUUAAAAAUUGAUAUUUGUAAGUUAAUAAUAUUGAUUUUUAUUAAUUUCAAAAAAAAAAAAAAAUAUAUAAAUAAAAUAUUAUGAAUGGAAUUUAAAAAUAAUAUAUAUAUCAUCUCCUAUUUUGAUUACAAUGUUUUUCUUGAGAAAAAUAAAUAAUGCUAUAAAAUCAUUUUUUUUUUCAGCUCCAAAAACAUUUAUUUUGUCUGAAAGUGUUAGUACAUUUACAACAGGUAAAAUUAAACUAGUAUACAUUAGUUUUGUAAUUUAUUUAUGAAAUUAUUAUAUUAUUCAAAAUUUAGAAACGUGUGUUCUUCGAGUUUUUUGUCUUCAAUUAGAACUUCUUAAAUAUGACAAUUAUCUUGUUACAAAUUAUUUAUAUUUUGCAAAUGUACUUUUAAAUUAUACACAUAUACCUAAAUGGAUGCACAAAAUACCAAAUAAAACAUGUGACUGUACUUCAUCUUUUGUGGAGUUAACUAUACACUUUUUAUACAUAGUUUUUAGUAUUUAUGAAAAAGGUAUAUUAUACUUAUUAAAAUAUUUAUUUUAUGAUUUAUAUAAAAUAAUAAUUUUUAGUUGUUUAUUUUGUUUGUAUGAUUUGUUAGAAAAGGAACUCAUUAACAUUGAUCUUUUAAAACUAAUGGAAGAAAUUAUUGGAAACAGUUAUUUAAUACUAUAUCGUUUAGGAAAAUUUGAUCAAGAUUUUCGUAAUCAUAUUAGUAAAUGUAAAGGACGUUACGAUAUAAUAGUUCAAAAAAUUCAGAAAACUGAUUAUGGCAGAACAAACAGUUAAGAAAUAAAAUAAUUUUUAUUUGUUAUAUUUAAUUUUAUAUUUUAAUAUUUAUUUAUGUUUAUAAAGAAUUUUUAGUAAAAGAAUUUAAAAAGUUUGAAUUCAAAUCAUUACCACAUAAUAGUCAAUACAGUUCUUCUGAAAAUUAUGAAGUAUUUUCAAUUGAUUUGCCCAAGUUAAUUGAUAACUCACAAUAUCAAUUUGAUGAAGAUAAUAAUCAAAUUAAUGUUAAAAUGUAUGAAACUAAUACAUAA